AUGUCUUCCAUGCACCUUUCCCAGUUGCACAAAUGGAUGCUAUCCUCCCCUCCGAUCGAAUGGGCCGUAAAUCAACUGCGAGAACUCCUGAUCGGAGCAUUACGACAAGGUCCUGUGCCUCAACAUAUAGCUUUUGUUAUGGAUGGGAACAGACGGUUUGCAAGGAGCCACAAGAUCGAAACAGUAGAGGGGCACAACUUGGGGUUCGAAGCUUUAGCCAGGGUAUUACAAAAUGACCCGAUAUUCUGGAUCAUUUUGGAGGUUUGCUAUAAAUCAGGAGUCAAGAUUGUAACAGUCUACGCUUUCAGCAUUGAGAACUUCAAGCGCUCGAAAUACGAGGUGGAUGCUUUGAUGGCAAUGGCGAAGAUCAAGUUACAGCAAUUGUCACAGCAUGGGGAGUUGUUGCAGAAAUACGGUGCGAGCAUCCGGGUGUUGGGCCAGCGGGACUUGGUCAAGCCAGAUGUCUUGGAGGCUGUUGACAGAGCUGUGGAAUUGACCAAGAAUAACGGAGACUGUAUUCUGAACAUUUGCUUCCCCUAUACCUCUCGAGAGGAGAUUACAUCUGCCAUUAAGAGCACAGUGGAGGAUUACUCCAGGCCUUUAUCAGCUCAAGCUCGACCCUUCUCUCAGACUCGAAUCACACAAAAGAUCCGGUCAAGGAAUCUCAGCACUUCGCCCUUACGUUCGACAUCCCCUACACCAAGCACAUCCGACGUCGACGAUUCCAUAUCAUCUUCAACAACGUUACACACAGACUCACCUAAUGAUGGACAAGAAGGUCCCUUAUAUCCAGAUCCAGAAACCAUCACUUCAAGCACCAUUGAGGAACAUCUAUUAACUGCGGGUAACCCUCCAUUAGAUCUCCUGAUUCGCACAAGCGGAGUGAAGCGGCUGAGCGAUUUUAUGCUCUGGCAGUGUCAUGAAGACACCGAAAUUGUAUUUCUAGACACUCUAUGGCCGGAUUUCGAUUUGUGGUCAUUCUUACCGGUGUUAGUUGAGUGGCAGUGGAAACAGAAGCAUAUUGAAGAAAAAGGAUCUGCCAAUGGAAUCAAGAAACCGAAGAUCAAGGUCAGAUAG
Messenger RNA from Lachnellula hyalina, 1077 nucleotides. Its product is annotated as Dehydrodolichyl diphosphate synthase complex subunit. The transcript has 3 exons. Gene Ontology annotation, cellular component: endoplasmic reticulum; dehydrodolichyl diphosphate synthase complex; membrane. Lineage: Eukaryota; Fungi; Ascomycota; Leotiomycetes; Helotiales; Lachnaceae. The record is from RefSeq and is a predicted model, not a curated record. Gene Ontology annotation, molecular function: ditrans,polycis-polyprenyl diphosphate synthase [(2E,6E)-farnesyl diphosphate specific] activity. The coding region runs from base 1 to 1077 and encodes 358 amino acids.